AUGAGUGGUGCGUUUAAAAACUGUCAAACUGUGUUAGUAACCGGGGCUAACAGGGGCCUUGGUUUGCAAAUAGUGAAAAGUUUGGCCUCAGGUGACUUCUCGCCAGGGAAGAUCAUCGCCACAGCUCGGAACCCGGAUGCUGCCGAGGAGCUACGACAUCUGGCAGAAAAACACCCAAACAUACACGUUAUCAAACUUGAUGUCGUCAGUCAGGCGAGUAUAGACCAUGCUGCAGCAGAGGUGGGGAAGCUGGUGCAGGAGGAAGGCCUGAACUGUCUUAUCAACAAUGCCGGCAUUAAUGUCGUGGCAAACUUUGAAACCGUAACAGCUGAGAAAAUGCUGGAAAACUUCCAUGCCAACUCUGUGGCUCCUCUGAUGAUCACCAAGGCUAUGCUUCCACUACUGAAGCAGGCAGCUGCGAAGGGGAGAGGUAUGGGCAUUCACAGGGCAGCAGUCAUCAAUAUGACAUCUCUCCUUGGUUCAGUUGAGCUCAACUGGGGUGAACGUGCCAACAAUUUCAAAUGGUACCCCUAUAGAACAUCGAAGAGUGCCCUGAACAUGGUGACCAGAUGCAUGGCCGUGGAUCUGGAGGCUGAUGGCAUCCUGUGUAUGGCUAUACACCCUGGUUGGGUGCGCACCGACAUGGGAGGACCUAAUGCCCCACUGAGUACAGAUGAGAGCAUCUCCUCUGUCCUGUCUGUCAUUGGAGGAUUGACUGAAAAGGAUCAUGGGUCAUUUCUUCAUUAUACUGGGGAACCACUUCCGUGGUGA
Messenger RNA from Chanos chanos (milkfish), 771 nucleotides. RefSeq names its product C-factor. Gene Ontology annotation, molecular function: oxidoreductase activity. The record is from RefSeq and is a predicted model, not a curated record. Gene Ontology annotation, cellular component: cytoplasm. NCBI's taxonomy places the organism in Eukaryota, Metazoa, Chordata, Actinopteri, Gonorynchiformes, Chanidae. The coding region runs from base 1 to 771 and encodes 256 amino acids. The transcript is spliced from 6 exons.